Messenger RNA from Pocillopora meandrina, 436 nucleotides. Lineage: Eukaryota; Metazoa; Cnidaria; Anthozoa; Scleractinia; Pocilloporidae. The record is from the annotation of a GenBank genome assembly.
AUGACGUUGGAAUUUCUCAAGAAUGUGUUAAAAUGGCAGAUGCCUUGUACAGAAAAUGCGGCGAGUGGAACAAAAGUUUAAGGAAAGACGUGAAACGGAGAUUCUGGGAAAAAAGAUAAGGAAGAUUUUUCUCGCCACAUAACACCAGAAAAACUACAAGAGUUCGCAAAAAGAGACAGGAUAGCAAUGCCAACUCACUUACAGUUGCACCGACAAAUCAAAGUAAAACCAGAGCACCUAUUUGGUUGCGGUUAAGGACCACAAGACUUUUUCACACCACGGUCACGCCAAUCUUUGUUUCGACGAAAGCUUGAAGGCAUGGGAGGACAUUCAUGUGAAAUGCGCAAGAAAUCAAGCUGGCACAGGUGGCGAAGGCAUCGCUUUGUUUUUCAAUUGGAGAGGAGCGAAUCAAGUAGUGAUCUUUGAGUAGCAUUAA